Morus notabilis is the source of this 763-nucleotide messenger RNA. RefSeq lists its product as uncharacterized. Bases 135 to 668 code for a protein of 177 amino acids. The transcript has 3 exons. NCBI's taxonomy places the organism in Eukaryota, Viridiplantae, Streptophyta, Magnoliopsida, Rosales, Moraceae. The record is from RefSeq and is a predicted model, not a curated record.
AAAAAUAACUAGUAGUACCAGAGAAGGACCCGAUAAAGAAAACUGGAAAAUUUGCGAUUUUGCUCAUAUUUGGUCAUAUAGAGGAGAGGAGGCGCUCGCGAGAGAGUGAGAAGGAGAAAGGAAUCUGGAUAGCCAUGGCGGAACCUCCAAAGCUCUUCACCAAUAAACCCAAAAAGGCGCAACUGAAACAAUUUCAAGAUCAGAAAGCGAAGGACUUUUCUUCACCAUUGUCGUCAUCGUCGUCAUCAACGGGAAGUCAGCCUCCCCCUCCGCCUCAGCCACCAAAAGAGUCAUUUGCUCGGCGUUACAAAUUCCUCUGGCCCAUGCUUCUCACCGUUAAUAUCGCUGUCGGAGCUUACCUUUUCAUGAGAACAAAAACGAAAGAGACAGAUGUUGAGGACGAUAUAGAGGAUGAAGUUGUAACUAUAGUACAAACAACAGCUGCUGAUACUGCCCCUGUCGAGAAACCUCUACCCUCGCCAACCAUCAAUGAGCCUACUAAGUUGCGAGAACCAAUCCUGGAGAGUCAGCAACGCGAGCUUUUCAAGUGGAUAUUGGAAGAGAAAAGGAAGAUCAAGACAAAAGAUCCUGAAGAAAAGAAGCGCAUUGAUGAAGAGAAAGCUAUUCUUAAGCAGUUUAUUCGAGCAAAAUCUAUUCCAGGCCUGUAACUGGUAAACAACUGUCGUCAAAGUAUAUAGAGUACCAAAAGAAAAGAGAGAAUUUUCUACUUUUUGAAACUUCAUCUUCUUUGUUUGUCAUCACA